Messenger RNA from Chilo suppressalis (striped riceborer), 1696 nucleotides. NCBI's taxonomy places the organism in Eukaryota, Metazoa, Arthropoda, Insecta, Lepidoptera, Crambidae. The record is from the annotation of a GenBank genome assembly.
GAAAAGACAAAGCUCAUUAUUUACCCCUGUCGGUUUUAUCAGUAAUUAAUAUUGUUAAUACAAUUGUUAUCUACGAUUACAUUUAUUACAGAUUGAUUUUCAGCAAUGUCGAAUUAUUUUGGUGUGAUUGUGGUCACAAACAGGACGUCUGUGAAUUCAGUGAUGACAAAGACAAAAUAGUAUUUUUUAUUGGUACCAAAGACGCAACAUAUUAUUAAGUGGCUGAUAUUUGUAGGUAGUAAAAAUAGAAUGGCAGCGGAAGCAAGAAAGCGUCAUUUAAAUGGCGAAACGAGUAAACAAGAUGGAAUACAUAUAAAUGGCGAGUCAAGUAAAAAUGGAGUACCGACUGAAGCUAUUGAUGAUACUGAGCAGAAGCCAAAAUAUUGGGACCCAUUGGCGGAAGGAGUGAAAUGGAUAGAGAGAUACGCCGACCCGUUGGAGAAGUUCUUUGAGAAAUUGCCAGAGUUCAUCAGUACUUUUAUUGCAACAUUCGCCAUAUUUACUUUAGGUGCCACUUUAAGAGGAGAAUGGGUGGUAAUCUUAGUAUCAGCGCUGAAGCAGUUCUCGGGGCACACGCAGACCACAAAUGCCACCACCGCGGAGAUAUUCAAGCUGUUCACGGAAAGAAACCUCAAAAUGGAGAAUAUUGCGACCAUCUUCAUCGCGGCACACUUCGUUUCCUUCGCAAUGUACUUCGGGAUCGGUGGAUUCUUACACUGGUACUUCUAUAUGAACCGUCGGCACCUUGCGCAAGAAUGGAAGAUCCAGCCCACCAAAUGGCUUACUCCUGAACUGGAACGGCAUGAGAUCGUAGUUGGCACUUUGUCCCUUGUCGUAACAGGCAGCUUCUCAGCAUUCUUAGCCACUUACAUUUACAACGGGAACCCUUCCACGGUGUACUAUCAAUUCGACGAAUACGGCUGGUGGUGGUUCUUCUUACAGCUACCCAUCAUCUUUAUUUAUGCUGAUUAUACGACUUAUAUUAUCCAUCGUUUGUACCAUACGCCAUUUUUGUACAAACAUUUUCACAAAUUGCACCACAAGUACAAGCAACCGACCGCAUUCUCUGUCACCGCCAUACAUCCUGUGGAAAUUAUGCACAUACAACUAACGCUCUGUCUGCCUCUAUUCCUAUUCCCGACACAUUGGCUGCCUUUCUACAUUGUGGCGAUCUACAACUAUUACCAUGGCAUCAUCGACCACUCUGGCAUCAACUUCAAAGCGCAGUGGUGGCAGCCUUGGCAACCUGACGCCGACUUCCAUGACAAGCACCACGAGUUCUUCCACUGCAACUUCGGGUUCAAUAUGUUCAUAUGGGAUAAAAUUCAUGGUACUAUGAGAAAGAUUAAUCGAGUUUACACCGAAGACACAUAUCAUGGACAAGCGCCGGACGUCAAUUCUCCUGAAGGAAAAGCUAUGAUUGACCAAGAUCCUGAACUGAAAGAAUCCAUUGGGAAAACCACUCUUAAUUCGUAGUGAUUAACGUUUCUGAAGCAAAGAAUUUGGUAAAAUGUAUACUUAUAAUUUCGUGUAACUGUAAGAUUAAAUUAUCAAUGUUUUGUGAUAAUCAAAUAAAAGUUAAACUAUAAGAAAACGCGAUGACUGACGAGUUUUUAUAGUACGCUUAUUAUAAGUACAUAUAAGGGUUUCAAAGGAAAAAUCAUAUAUAGAUAUCGUUUCUUAAGCAAAGCUUAAU